Numida meleagris (helmeted guineafowl) is the source of this 8302-nucleotide messenger RNA. It is a transcript of the gene ZBTB11, whose product is annotated as zinc finger and BTB domain containing 11. The transcript is spliced from 11 exons. The record is from RefSeq and is a predicted model, not a curated record. Gene Ontology annotation, cellular component: nucleus. Gene Ontology annotation, molecular function: protein binding. Lineage: Eukaryota; Metazoa; Chordata; Aves; Galliformes; Numididae. Bases 2690 to 5830 code for a protein of 1046 amino acids.
AUCUAAAUUGUUUGUGUAAAGUACAUCUCUCUCUAAUUCAGUACUUACGCCUGGUAGGCAGUGUGCCCGAACUUCCCCUUAGCUCUGGGCAGUAACAGCUUUGGGAAAGCAGUGUUUUUUAACUUACUAGAAGUAUAGGAGACAUUGAACUUUUUUAUCUUCUGGAUCAGUUCUCCAUUUAUUGAUGCUACAUAGAAUCUUUAAGGACCUCUAAGAUCACCAGUUCCAACUGCCAACUCAUCACCAUCACUCUCACUGAACCAUGUGCCACCUAAGUGUCACAUCUACGUGGUUAUUGAAUGUCUCCAAGGACAGUGACUCCGCCACUUCCCUGGGCAGCUUGUUCCAGUGCUUGACCACUCUUUCUGAGAACAAUUUUUUCCUAUUAGCCGAUGUGAAACUCCCGUGGUGCAACUUAAGGCUAUUACCUCUUGUCCUAUCACUAGUUAAAUGGGAAAAGAGGAUGACCCCCACCUCACUACAACAUCCUGUCAGAUGUAAAGAGCGAAGAGGUCUCCCCUGAGCAUCCUCUUCUCUUGAAGAAACAAUUCCAGGCCCCUUGGCCACUCCGCUUAAGACUUGCAUUCCAGACAUCUCACUAACUGUUAGCCCUACUCACGCUAACAAUUUAAAACAGUAUUACACUUGGCAAAUGCCUUUAAGGAGUAUACUUUCAGUACAGUCAGUUAAGUUCUUAAAGCUCUUUGAAAACACAAACUAAUACAUUUUAAUCUGUUUGCCACCUUACAGUUGCUUUGAAGAGCUUUGAGAGUUUUCUUUGUUACGUUAUUACAUUAGCUAUGAAAUAAGUUCUUUUUCACAGUUUUGCUUUCUCUGGCUCCUUUGGACUUCAAAAAAUGCAACAACAGUAUUGGAUGCUUUGGGUGAUGGGUGUUAUUUUGAGUUAUACUUUGGGUUUCAUUAAUAAACUAGACUACAAGUCACAUCAAGCUUGCAAGCCUUAUACAAUGGGUCCAGUUUGAUUGAUUACAUUAGUGGAAUUUGCACCAGUAUCUUCCUAAUAGUAGUGCUUUUUGCUAUAAGAGUGUAGGAACCACUCUUGUUUAGAACUCAGCUGAAGGCUCUUUUUAAACUAGUAUCAAACUUUUUAAAGUGAAGGAGCCAUAAACUUAACCAGGAGGAGAAAAGAAGGGAAGGAAAAUUGCUUGGUGUCUAGUCAUGUAAAACUAUAAUGAAUACACCACUGAAAGUUACUUCUGCUAGCGAUGACUAUAAAACCUUGAUUUUAUCACUUGUCUUUUGGUAUUGAGUGGCUUGCACACUGCAUACAUGCCUGUCAAAGCUAGUCUUAAUAAUUGCAUAUAAAGUUCAUCAGCUGAAAAGCAAAGAUAAACCCUUAGAAACAAUCUGCUUCUAAUGCCAUGAGUGAUAUACAAGAACUGACAGUCAGAUAUGACAGUCAGUAUUUGUUCACAUCUUGAAGUCUGCAGGCUUUGGAUGCUUGAGGUUACUGAAGUGAAGCAUAAGAAUGCUAUAAGACUACUCUUCGUAGCUCUUUAUUUAUGAGUUCUGACCGAUACAGCAAGAGCGGGUAAAGAACAGCCCAUCAGGUUACUCAUUCUGUGAGACACAAUGCUAAUGAUGGAGGCAGGCUGUAGCCAACUGAACAUUAUUCAGCUCAAACACAGAUAUAAUGCAAUGCAUUUAACAAAGAAAUUCAUAAAUAAAAGUCAUUGUGGUUACCUAAUGCAACUUAAUAAUCCUCCAUUAAAUAUUUAUCACUAAAAAUGGAGUACUUAAUUUUUUUCAUAGACCCAUGGAAUAAUUUAAAUUGAAAAGGGCCUCUAGAGGUCACCUAGUCCAACCCCUUGCUCCGAGCUUAUCUGAUUAGAUCAGGUUGCUCAGGGCUGUACCCAGCUGAGUCUUGAAACGACUGCUGUCUGGGAAGUCUGUUCCAGUGUUUGAUAACUACCGUGGUUAAAAAAAAUAAUAAUAAAUACAAUAUCAUGUAUAUAACCAGAACUUUCUGUGCGCGAACCAGUAUUUGUUGCCUACUGCUACGCAGCUCAGAGGAGCUUUUUCUGCACCCUCUGAUGAGACAGCUGAGUAAAAGCAAGGCCCCCAGAAGCCACAUCCUUUCGAGGCCCAACACACUAGCUCUCAGUCUCACCCCGCACUUGGUGCUCAGAUCUCUGGCCGUCUCUGAGGCACUGCUGCCGGCCUUGUACCAGCGGGCCGAUAACCACGCGCUUGGGCAGGAUACUGAAGCAUGCACUCAAGAGCCCCAGCCAUGGCCGCGCCAGCCCUCACAGGCUUCGCCCACAGCUAAGAUGGCGGCCGCCAACCUUCCGCCCGGCCUGCGCUAUGCCCGGCUCUAAGAUGGCGGCCCCACUCUUUCCAUCCUUUCCCUACGCACCCGCCCCCACCCCGGCGCGCGGGCCGCUGACGCCACUUCCUCUUGUGCAGCAGCCAUUUUGUCUUUCCGUUGCUCCUGCUGCCCGAGCUUCUCCCUCCCUCCCGCCGCCGCUGGCCGCGAAACUCCAGUUCCCCCUCAGGCCCGGCUCCCGCCGCCUGUCCGUCCACCUCCCCCUCGCCGCGCCCGGCGGCAGCCGGCGCCCACACCGCCCCACGCGGCGCCCCGCGCCCCCCCGGCACCCCUCUCCCGGGGCCCACCGCACACAGCCGGCCCCGGGAGCGGGAGCCCGGCCGUGCGCGCCCUCGUCCCGCCAUGUCCAGCGAGGAGAGCUACCUGGCCAUCCUCCGCUACCUCACCAACGAGCGGGAGCCCUACGCGCCGGGCACGGAGGGCAACGCCAAGCGGAAGAUCCGCAAAGCGGCCGCCUGCUACGUGGUGCGCGGCGGGACCCUCUACUACCAGCGGCGGCAGCGGGACCAGCAGCGCUUCGCCGAGCUCGAGGUGGUGCUGCAGGCCGAGCGCCGCGCCCGCCUCAUCCGCGCCGCCCACCUGGCGCCCGACGGCGCGCACCGCACCCGCCUGCAGACCUGGCAGGGGCUCUCGCAGAAGUACUGGUGGCGAGGUAUUCUUAAGCAGGUUAAAGAUUACAUUAAAGAAUGCAGCAAGUGCCAGGAAAAGCUAGAUCGUUCUAGAUCUCUGUCAGAUCCUUCAGAAAUGCUGGAAGAGCUUGGACUGGAUGUAAAAUCUCACGAAGACAGUAAUGAAACAGAUGAUGAAGUGAGUAAUGCGGCAUCAAUCCCAGCUGCAUCCCCAAAGCCUGUGAAGAAGAAGCCAAUAGCGAAACAUGAGCUUGUAUUUGUUGACAGUAAGGGCCUUGUGAAGCAGUCAUCUUCCAAACAUUGUCUGUCAGUCUUAAACCAACUGAAUCAGCAGAGGCUUUCCAAUCAGUUCUGUGAUGUGACUCUGCUGAUUGAAGGAGAGGAGUACAAAGCUCACAAAUCUGUCUUGGCAGCCAACAGCGAGUACUUCCGAGAGCUCUUCAUUGAGAAGGGAGCUGUCUCUAGUCAUGAAGCUGUAGUGGAUCUGUCAGGAUUUUGCAAGUCAAGUUUCCUUCCGCUAUUGGAAUUUGCUUAUACUUCAGAAUUAACUUUUGACUUCUGUAGUAUGGCAGAACUGGCCAUGCUUGCCCGGCACCUCCUCAUGUCAGAGGUUCUCGAAAUCUGUGAGAACGUGCACAAACAAAUGGAAGACAAACAAAUUACAGUGUACCAAAAGGGAGAUAUUCAGACAGUAGACUCAACACAAAAUUUAGCAGAGCAGACUGCAGUUGAGAUGCCUCAUGUGGACAGUGCUGAGCAACCUCUGCCAGUAAAGCUGGCAGCCAGCAAAGUGGCAGCAGCUGUGAAUGGAGCUGCAUCCUCUGUUGAGCCAGAGGAGGAAGCAGAACACCAGCCUGGCAUCCUGCCCCCAGGGCCUGUGGAGGCCUCUCCUGAUGAUCUUUCAAAGCCUGUGGAGCAGUCCAAAGCAAUUGAAAAUGGUGUCAAAAUGCAGCUGGUAGAGAGCAUUUCAGACAGCCCCAUGUCUGCCAGGCAUCCUGAGCCGUCUGUUGUGGAAGCCAUGGAUACAGAAAGUCCAUUGGAAAAGGAGACAGAUGAAAAUGGAAGUUGUAAAGUAAAUGCAGAGACUAUUUCUGAAGACUCCUCAGAAAUGCUCAAGGAAAAGCGCGACAGGCAGAGUAGAGAACAGAGCCUUUCAGCUUCACCACCAGAAAGCUUGGCUUCCAGCCAGGAUGACACUUACAAAAGCAAGCUUCGGCAGCGGUCUGUUAGUGAAGGUGGAUACAUCAGAUUGCAUAAAGGAAUCGAGAAAAAACUGCAGAACAGAAAGACAAAUCCUAAAUCUGCAAUACAGCAGGUUGCCAUGAAGCUGGUUCAGAGAGGGAAAAAAAUGAAACAGCCCAAAAGAGAGACCGCAGAAAAUAACGAAGUAGAAGCUCAGCACAAAUGCACUGAGUGUGGAAUGGUGUUCCAGCGACGCUAUGCACUUAUCAUGCACACACUGAAACAUGAAAGGUCUAAAGAAUUUAAGUGCCCAUUGUGUAAAAAAGAAUUCCAGUAUGGUGCCUCCCUGCGAGCCCAUCUUGUCCGACACACGCGGAAGACUGAAGUGAACUCUGCAGCUGAGAACGUAGAAGAGACAGGCGUGUCCUCAGUGAAAGGGAGAACUAAACGGGAAUUCAUGUGUGAUAUAUGUGGGAGAACUCUACCUAAGCUCUAUUCUCUCAGGAUACAUAUGCUCAAACAUACCGGUGUAAAACCACAUGCUUGCAAGGUUUGUGGAAAGACCUUUACGUAUAAGCAUGGAUUAAAAAUGCACUUAGCUCUCCAUGAAGUACAGAAACAGUUCAAGUGUGAUUUGUGUGAGAAGUCCUUUGUCACAAAAAGAAGUCUUCAGGAACACAUGAGCAUUCAUACUGGAGAAUCCAAGUAUCUUUGCACCAUCUGUGGAAAAUCUUUCCACAGGGCUUCGGGACUCAGUAAACACAUAAAGAAACACCAGCCAAAGCCUGAAGUUCGGGGAUAUCAGUGUACUCAAUGUGAAAAGAGUUUCUAUGAAGCUAGGGAUCUCCGUCAGCAUAUGAAUAAACAUUUAGAUGUGAAGCCAUUUCAGUGCCAGUUCUGUGGAAAAUGUUACAGUUGGAAGAAAGAUUGGUAUUCUCAUGUGAAGUCUCACUCUGUCACAGACCCUUAUAGGUGUAAUGUAUGUGGUAAAGAAUUUUAUGAGAAAGCUUUGUACAGAAGACAUGUGAAGAAAGCCACGCAUGGUAAAAAAGGAAGAGCAAAACAAAACCUGGAACGAGUUUGUGAGCAUUGUGGAAGAAAAUUCACACAGCUCCGAGAAUAUAGGAGGCACAUGAACAAUCAUCAAGGCGUGAAGCCAUUUGAAUGUCUAACCUGCGGAGUCGCCUGGGCUGAUGCACGCUCACUGAAGCGGCACGUGAGGACGCAUACUGGAGAACGACCGUACGUCUGUCCGGUUUGCAACGAAGCUUACAUAGAUGCCCGGACGCUAAGAAAGCAUAUGACCAAGUUUCAUAGGGACUACGUACCCUGUAAAAUUAUGCUGGAAAAAGAUACUCUUCAGUUUCAUAACCAGGGGACGCAGGUGGAGCACGCCAUCAGCAUUUUAGCAGCAGACAUGCAGGAACAAGAAACUGAGAUUAGUGUCGAUGGUGAGGAGAUAGAAACUGUGGUGGUGACUGGAGACACGCUUGAGGCAAUUGAAGCAGUUGCAACUACUGAACCAUGUACAUCGGUCUCCACUCUUUCUGACCAAAGCAUCAUGCAGGUGGUGAAUUAUGUACUUGCACAGCAGCAAGGACAGAAAAUGGCCGAAGUUACUCAGGCCAUGGAAACCGUAGAGGUAGAAGUAGAUGUUACAGAGACAGACUGAGUAGAGCCUAUAAGAGGGACAGCUAAGUGUUAGCUGGGUAUCUGAGGCUUACAGUGACACCUGUUCUCAAACAGUUAAUCCCCUAUACUGAAUUUCUUGGCUAUAAAAUAUUGCACUGUGUGCUACAGGGAAAAAGUUUAAAUGCUUCAGUUUAGGCCGAGGUUUUGAAGGCUAAGAUAUCUGCACUGGUCUGGUUUAGGAAAAAAAAAAAAAAAAAGUUGGAAUAAUAAUGUUUCCUGUGUUACAGGGCGAGUAUCAUGCUGUAAAUUUAAAAACAUGUACAGAGAGGCUGCGCUAAAACCUAGAAACAUAUGGCAAUUGAUAACUUCUGUUUUUAUGUGCAUUUCAUCAAGUUUGUGAGCAAAUUACCAGAGUUGGGUUCCAUCUCUCCCCCCAGAACAAGGGAAUGAUGAAACACUUCAUUCAGCCGUGCUUCGUGUGACUUACAGAAAGUCUGAGGCUUUUGUCUUUUGGCAAUAAGUUCCAAGUCAGUGGGCAGCAGGUGCAAGGUUCCACAAAAACUAAUGGGCAGGGCUGCACUGAUGCCUGAGGGUGUGGUACUCUGAAAUGAGGAAUUUAAGGGACAACCCAUUGCAGAGAUACUACUCAGUAAGCUGCCUUUCGUUUUUUAAGUGAGGAGAUUACGCCUCAUCCUCUAUGCACAACUAUGUUUAGACUAAUAAUGUUCAGUUGCGUAUAGGAACUAUGUUGUUCUACGUAUCCAAAGCAGGCAACCUAGUGAUGGAUAUAUUUCUGCAUUAAAUUUGAUACAGAGUUACAAGUGAAAGGGACGUAAGGGCACAUUUCUUUGAGAAUGGGCUUAUGUUUGUACUGAAGAAGUCCUGCUAUUUACGAUGUGAUUUGGUAUCUUGCUGAGGGGAGGAGCUCUGACAAUUCCCAAAUGGGGGACACAGCAGUAUCAGGGUAGAGAAUUAUGAAUAUCUCAGUAUCAUGUAAUAAAUUGGUCUUACUGUCUUCCGGAGACUGGUAACUUUAUUGCUGCUGCUGUAACAAAUGCUAGGGCAAGCUAAUUACCUAGCGUUACACUACAUGGAUUGAAAAAUUCUUCCUAGGUUUUGGUAGUGGAAAGCAUGAAUCACAGCUAUGCUUGACCCUGGUUGAAAUGUCUGUGAUUUAGUACUGUGUACUGUACGCAUCUCAAGGUGCAGGUUUUUCAUUUUUAGGUUCUUCUUAAAUGAGAAAUGUGUCUGGUUGGAGAUGAUGGGAUGUAUGUGAACAGUCAGAACUGUAUUCUUUAAAUUAGCCCCUAUAGCAUUGUCAAAUGCUUUCUGACUUUGACAGCAGCAAUGUAUCCAAGGAAGCCUGGAACACUGCAGGGUAAACUUGGUAAAUAACGUUACAGGUGUGUAUCUCGGUAUCCAUGAAACAGAGCCACUGAGAAGCACUGCAAAAUCCGUGAUAAAGUAACCACUUCAUUUGAAUUAGUAUUUCUGCCUUUCAUCACAGUUAACUAUGAGCAUCUGCUUAUGAAGCUACAGAACGGACUGUUCUUUUUCUGUUUUACAAGCAUGUAGUUGUUGACUUUUUUUUUUUUCUUAAGGUACUAUAAGUUCCUGCCUUGGAUUUGUGUUAAUCUGUGGAUGGCCAUUUCAAAGGUGAAGGGUCAUCCCGCAGAGAAAUAACAUCAUCAUUUAUACAUCCUGCAGCCUUCCCAAUUGUGGGGUUACCCAGCUGAGUAAAACUAAAAGGAAUACUUGGGGAAAAAGUACUGCUAGCUAUGAUGCUUGAGUCUUUGUAUGGUAAAGGAAUCUUGAGAUAGCCAUCCUGCUUUAAAUUAUAAAGACGUAAGUACAUUAACAGUUCUUACUGCCAUUAUGAUGGGAAAAAAUAGGUUGCUAGGUAAUCUUUAAAACUUACUCGUGUUUGUAUCUGACAAAUAAUUAUGUAUUAAGUGAUUAAAUUUCAAGGAAAAACAGCUGUAAAUAAUGCUAGAACAUUAUUUGUAUAUUUAGCGUGUUACCUUACAAAGAAUAUUAUUAGCACCUCAGUUUAAUCUUUGAAUCUUUGGUGCAUUUAUUUAUUUGCCCAACAUAUGGUAGGAACAGAAAUUUCAGAGCCUGUAGAAGUGCUUUAACUGACGUGAGGGCCUGCCAUUAAAAAACAAAAAAACAGACAAAAAAGCACCUGAAAAGUUGUUUCAUAAGCAAAACUCAGCCAGGAAUAUCAAAGCUGAACAUUGGGACAGCCCUUUCCUGACGUACUGUGCCUUGCCUUUUCAGAACGGCAUGAAGUUAGCAGGGGCUGUCGAUACCUGCUUUGCUGUUCCCAUGUUUGUGCAGUUGCCUUAUGUUUUUCUUUAGAUUUCUUAAGCUCUUAAUUUAAGAUUCCCCCACAGCCUAUUUGAAGACUGCUAAUAAUGCAGUUGAUACUAUUUAAUUUGAUUUUUUUUAAUAAAGCUCCUAAGAUGUAUCCAUUUAUAAAGUAUUCCUAGUAAUAAAUUCUUGUACAUAA